AUGACAAAGAGAAGCCUCGAGUAUGUGCCUGCUUUGUACAAGAUUUUCGACGAGAUCCUGGUGAAUGCUGCAGACAAUCUGAUCCGAGACCCGACGCAAAACACCAUCCGUGUCGAGGUCAAGCGCAAGGAGGGCUCCUUGAGCGUUUGGAACAAUGGUGCUGGGCUGCCAGUUCAGAUGCACCGGGAGCACAAGUGCUAUGUUCCCGAGCUAGUUUUUGGUCACCUUCUCACGAGUGACAAUUACGACGACACCGAGAAGAAAGUUGUUGGUGGACGAAACGGUUAUGGGGCCAAGUUGACCAACAUUUUCUCGUCCAAGUUCAUCCUUGAGACUGCAGACUCAAGGAGCGGCAAAAAGUACAAGCAAGUUUGGGAGAAGAACAUGACCGUUUGUCACAAGCCGGUCAUUGUCCAGAACAAGUCUGAGGACUUCACACAGGUAACGUUCUUUCCUGACUUCGCCCGCUUUGGGAUGCGAGACCUCGAGGAGGACAUUGUUGCACUCAUGCGACGUCGUGCUUUUGACCUCGCUGCCUCAACACAGGGUCGGUGCCAAGUCUUCCUGGACGGACGCUGUCUGGGGGUCUCCAGCUUUCAGGACUACGUUGAUCUUCACGUGAAGCCUGAGACCUUCCGCACCUGCAAGGUGGUGAAUGAGCGCUGGGAAGUUGCAAUUGGCCUGACGGAUGGCUCAGGCUUCCAGCAGGUGAGCUUCGUGAAUUCUAUCAACACCUCCCGCGGCGGCACGCAUGUGACCUACAUUGCUGACCAGGUCGUCAGUGCCAUCCUCGAGAAGAUUGGGAAGCAAAAAAACGGAGGUCCAUUGGCCGUGAAGAGUCAGCACGUCAAAAGCUACUUGUGGAUUUUCGUGAACUGUUUGAUCGAGAACCCGGCCUUCGACUCGCAGACCAAGGAGACCCUGACAAGCAAACGAGAGAGGUUUGGAUCAACUUGUCGCCUGCCUGAGGAGCUGUUGGACGAAGUUGUGGAAAGCGGCAUCAUCGAUGCUCUUCAGGAGUGGUCCAAAGCCAUGGGGAAGAACGAGCUUGCCCAGCAUCUGAACAAAAGCGAUCUAGGUCUACAGAAGCGCUUGUUUGGUGUCCCGAAGCUGGAAGAUGCUAACAUGGCUGGAACGAAAGAGGGCGACUCCUGCACGCUUAUUCUCACGGAGGGCGACUCAGCCAAGACCCUGGCUGUCGCUGGUCUUGGCAUUGUGGGCCGCGACCGCUUCGGUGUCUUUCCUCUGCGGGGAAAGCUUCGGAACGUCCGUGAACUCACGGUGAAGCAGAUGCUGGAGAACAAAGAGAUCGACCAGGUUCUGAAAAUCAUGGCUUUGGAUGCAACGAAGGAAUAUCGUGAUGCCAAGGGUCUCCGCUACGGUUCCAUCAUGAUCAUGACUGACCAGGACCAUGACGGGUCUCACAUUAAGGGCCUCAUCAUCAACUUCAUUCAGCACUGGUUUCCUUCACUUCUCAGGUUGCCAGGCUUCCUGAAGGAGUUCGUAACGCCGAUCGUGAAGGUGUCCAGAGGCGAUGAAACAAAGACUUUCUUCACCUUGCCUGAGUACGAAUCUUGGAAGAAGGCUCACGAUGAUGGUCGCGGCUGGAAAUGCAAGUACUACAAAGGUCUUGGAACAUCUACAAGCUCCGAGGCCAAAGAGUACUUUGCUGAUCUCCAAGACCAUGCCAUCGAGUUUACGUACUCAGGAAGCCGCGACGACGAUCUCAUCGAUAUGGCUUUUGCGGCUAAACGGUCUGACGAUCGCAAGGUUUGGAUCUCAAGUGUGGAGGAAGGCACCUACGUUGAUCACUCGCAGACCACACUGAGCUACUCGGAUUUCGUUGAAAAGGAGCUCGUCUUGUUCGCGAAGUAUGAUGUCGAGCGGGCCGUGCCUUCCCUUGUCGAUGGCUUGAAGCCGGGUCAGCGCAAGGUGCUGUAUGGUUCCUUCAAGAAGAAGCUUACGAACGAGAUCAAGGUCGCGCAGCUCUCAGGCUAUGUGGCCGAGACCUCCGCUUACCACCAUGGUGAGGCUUCCUUGCAGGGCACCAUCAUCUCCAUGGCCCAGACAUUUGUUGGCAGCAACAAUAUCAACCUCUUCGAGCCUCGGGGCCAAUUUGGAUCCAGGCUGCAGGGCGGAAAGGAUCACGCCGCAGCUCGAUAUAUCUUCACAUGCCUAUCCAAGGUGACCCGCUGUCUGUUCCCCGCUGAAGAUGAUGCCGUGUUGGAGCAUCUUAGCGAAGAAGGCCAUCAAAUUGAGCCCAGAUACUACUGUCCCGUCAUUCCCAUGGCACUCGUCAAUGGCGUGGAUGGUAUUGGGACGGGAUGGAGCACCAGCAUUCCCAAUCACAAUCCGCGUGAUGUGAUUGCCAACAUCCGGCGUCUGCUGCGAAAGGAAGCGAUGCACCCCAUGGUGCCGUGGUUUCGGGGCUUCAAGGGGACUGUGAAGGCGAUUGAAGGCGCAACCGGCAAGUUUGAGGCUUUUGGUGUGGCCUCGCAGAGAGGUCGCGUGCGCCUGGAGAUCACGGAACUUCCGCCGAGACGCUGGACGCAGGACUACAAGGACUGGCUGGUUGAGCAGCUUCCGAAGCCCGGAGAUGAGAGGCGGGCUUCCAUUACAGAGCUGCGGGAAUACCACUCCGAGAACUCCGUGCACUUUGUGUUGUCGAUGACCCCGGACAAGCUCUCCGAGGCGGAACGCCGUGGCUUCGAGAAAGUUUUUCAUCUUCGCUCGAAUAUCAGCACCACCAACAUGUGGCUCUUUGACGCUGACGGCAAGAUCCAGAGAUAUGACAGUCCCGAGGAAAUCAUCCAAGCCUUCUUCCCUGUCCGCUACCAUGUCUACGAGCGGAGGAAGGCUUACCUCGUGGACAAAAUGGAGCGAGAGCUUGCAGUGCUCUCCAACAAGCUUCGCUUUGUGGAGCUCGUCGUCGGUGACAGGUUGGAUGUGGAGAAGAAGCGCAUGGUGGACCUUUGUGGCAAGAUGCGGAAACUUGGUCUGGAGCACAUGUGCCAGAUCAAGGGCGAGGGCUCGGUGAAGGUGGGCACAGAGGUGCAAUGCAACUUGUGA
This is a messenger RNA of Symbiodinium natans, 3069 nucleotides long. NCBI's taxonomy places the organism in Eukaryota, Dinophyceae, Suessiales, Symbiodiniaceae. The record is from the annotation of a GenBank genome assembly.